Molecule: messenger RNA, 450 nt
Organism: Monosiga brevicollis MX1
Lineage: Eukaryota; Choanoflagellata; Craspedida; Salpingoecidae
Exons: 1
Coding region: 1-450 (149 amino acids)
Molecular function (GO): enzyme regulator activity; calcium ion binding
Source: RefSeq, a predicted model, not a curated record
AUGGCUGAUCAGUUGACCGAGGAGCAAAUCGCCGAGUUCAAGGAGGCCUUCAGCCUCUUCGACAAGGACGGCGAUGGCACCAUCACCACCAAGGAGCUCGGCACCGUCAUGCGCUCCCUGGGCCAGAACCCCACUGAGGCUGAGCUUCAGGACAUGAUCAACGAGGUUGAUGCUGACGGUAACGGCACCAUUGACUUUCCCGAGUUCCUCACCAUGAUGGCCCGCAAGAUGAAGGACUCUGACACUGAGGAGGAGAUCCGCGAGGCCUUCCGCGUCUUUGACAAGGACGGCAACGGCCGCAUCUCUGCUGCUGAGCUCCGCCAUGUCAUGACCAACCUCGGCGAGAAGCUCACCGACGAGGAAGUCGAUGAGAUGAUCCGUGAGGCCGACAUUGAUGGUGACGGCGAGGUCGACUACAACGAGUUUGUCCGCAUGAUGACCUCCAAGUAA